CGUAGGAACGCCAGAUCUUAUCCUUUGUUAGCGAGUUGUCAAAUAAACUUCGUCAAAAUGCCGCCAAAACCAGGAGUUGGAAAGAAAGGAGAGAAAGCUCCGGGCAAAAAGAACGUUGGCGGAGAUAGAAAGAAGCGAAAGCGAGGACGCAAAGAAAGUUAUGCUAUUUACAUCUAUAAAGUUUUAAAGCAAGUCCACCCCGACACCGGUAUCUCGAGCAAGGCAAUGGGCAUAAUGAACUCAUUCGUGAACGACAUCUUUGAACGCAUCGCCGGUGAAGCUUCCCGCCUGGCGCACUACAACAAAAAGUCCACCAUCACGAGCAGGGAAAUCCAGACGGCUGUUCGUCUGCUUCUUCCCGGUGAGCUGGCCAAGCACGCCGUGAGCGAGGGAACCAAGGCCGUCACCAAGUACACCAGCAGCAAGUAGAUCUCAGCGAGCGGAAUAAAGGAACAAACGCGAGGAGGAUCAAAUCACUACAUGGAUUUUAGAUCGGCCCUCGAUCCCUUAUUCGAAUAUAGGCAGCGAUCGUGACGUUAUGUGGGUUGUGGACAGUAAUUAUGCAGACGUUAUUGUUGUAUAUAGAGACUACUUACAAGGCCCAGUUGACUAUGUUGGCAAUCAGUAGCAGUAACAUGCGGUCCUGUGUAAAUUAAAGAGUGUAAAUAAACGAAUUAACAAUA
Nematostella vectensis (starlet sea anemone) is the source of this 683-nucleotide messenger RNA. RefSeq names its product late histone H2B.L4. Gene Ontology annotation, cellular component: nucleosome. The record is from RefSeq and is a predicted model, not a curated record. NCBI's taxonomy places the organism in Eukaryota, Metazoa, Cnidaria, Anthozoa, Actiniaria, Edwardsiidae. The transcript has a single exon. Gene Ontology annotation, molecular function: structural constituent of chromatin; DNA binding; protein heterodimerization activity. The coding region runs from base 58 to 429 and encodes 123 amino acids.